CUCUUUCCACAACAAAAAUUCUCAUUUCUUAAAAACCUAAAAAUCAAGUGUAUUUCUUCUCUCUGUUGAAUUCCGUCUUGUUGAAUGGGGAAUUUAAAUAUUCUCCCAACAGAAAUCAUACUAGAAUAUUAACUAGGUUACCUAUUGAAUCUAUAUUAUAUAUUAGACUGCAAAUUGGUUUGGAAACCCUGGAAAUAUCUGAUUUCUCAUCAUCCAUCGUUCUAUCGAAUGUAUUUAACUCAUCUUAAUCGCUCUGCUGAUACCGGUAAGUUGGGUUUUCUUGUCUUCACUCAAGAAUUAUCAACUUCAUUAUUUUGAGUAUGAUGAGAAUCAUAUAAAUCGUAUUAGAAGGAUUAAUUUAUCCCUUCCAUUUAUGUAUCCUUUUUAUAUGGUUAUUGGAUCAAUCAAUGGUUUAAUCUGUCUUUUUGGAGGAAAUCAAAAUACUACUUGUAUUUGUAACCCCGUGACCAGAGAAUAUGUUGUGCUUCCAAAAUUCGCUAGAGAUUCUGAAGAUCAGUAUACUCAUUGGUCAUGCGGAUUUGGUUACCUUCCUACAACUAAUGAAUAUAAAGCUGUUGUGUUGAAUACGUCAGACAGAGAAAUUGAUUUUAUAGAGGUUGCGGUAUACACUCUUGGCAGUUGCAAUGGGUGGAAAGCUGUUGAGAGGCUGAAUACUAGAUUGGCCAAGGUUUAUGUUUAUCCUGGACGUGGUGUCUUUGUGAAUGGAUCUCUGCAUUGGAGGGAUAAACAAGAAGGAAAGGUUGUGGCCUUUGAUUUGACUGAGGAGAAAUUCAGUGAAUAUCCUCCACCACAUCCCUGUCUAUCAAUCAGGGGGUGGCCGGAUUUUACUAUUGGGGAGUUGGGCGGGGUUUUAUAUUAUGCUGUCGAACACAAACGUCAGGCCACAAGGUUCACAAGUUCUGACAUAUGGCUACUGAAAAGGAAGAAUGAUAUUCCGGAAAUGAAAGAGCCUUUGGGUUGGAGUGGUGGUGUUUUGUGUUUUGAUCAUAGGUCUCUCCACAUUUACAACGCAAUAUCUACAUUAUCAAGAAAGCUUGUGGAUUUUGCUCAUCUGAGUUUUUAUAAUCGAUUAUUCCCUCACAAAAUCACCUUAAUAUCCUUGAAAGAAUUAGAGAAAAUGAUAUACAAGUAAUGCAGUCAGCUGACAUUAAGGAAACAGAAAUCCAUGAUUUGCCGACAAAGCGUCUAGCAAGAUGAGAUCCCUGGAUACACUUAUUUACUGUGAGUUGCAUACUUGCGGGGCAACAUAUAAUUGUUUUCUACAGCAUUCCGACUCAUUCUGGAAGAAAAGGCAAGGAGCUGAAGAUUGAGAAAUUAAGCCGGUACUAUUUGCUGUUUUCUGGAAUGUUUCUGCGGAGAUUGCAGGAAGAGGAUUUACUUCGACUGGUUAUCAUGUCUAAUAAACACGACUUGCCAAUCUUCAGCAAAUUUUCACUUUAUUGUGCUAUAAUUUUUUAUUGGUCAUGGUUAGCAAAAGCUGAAUUUUUCUGGCAUUUUCUUUUGAUGAAAACAAAUUGACGAUAACAUCAGCAGCUAUACAUUAUCUGUCAUACAGCAUUUGUCUCGUUUGGUAUUAUAGUGGC
This is a messenger RNA of Papaver somniferum (opium poppy), 1604 nucleotides long. RefSeq names its product F-box/kelch-repeat protein At3g23880-like. The transcript has 2 exons. Lineage: Eukaryota; Viridiplantae; Streptophyta; Magnoliopsida; Ranunculales; Papaveraceae. The record is from RefSeq and is a predicted model, not a curated record. The coding region runs from base 374 to 1153 and encodes 259 amino acids.